UCUGCCCUCUCAAAUCUCACACACACCACAAAACCUUGCAAAGUGCAAACCCCAACAAUGGCACUUUCCAAGCUUCAACUCUUUAUCAUUGUUUCCUUGACCAUGGCCUUCGCCAUGGGUCAGCUUUCCCUAGCCCAAAACUCCCCGAUAGACUUCCUCGCUGCACACAACGUUGCUCGGGCCAGCGUCGGGCUCAAGCCGAUGAUAUGGAAUAGAACGGUGGCGGCCUAUGCCCAAAAAUAUGCCAGUGUGAGGAGUGCCGAUUGCAACUUGGAACAUUCAGAGGGGCCAUAUGGCGAGAAUAUUGCUGAAGGCUAUGGUGAUUUAAGCGCGACAGAUGCAGUGAAGAUGUGGGUGGAUGAGAAGCAAUACUAUGACCAUGACACCAACACUUGUAGCGUUCCAGAUGGAGGGUGCUUGCAUUAUACUCAAGUUGUUUGGCGAAAGAGCACCGACAUUGGUUGUGCUAGGGCUCAUUGCAAGAAUGGCUGGUGGUUUGUUACAUGCAACUACUAUCCCCCGGGAAAUUACAUCGGCGAAGUUCCUUACUAAAGAUAUAUAUAUCAUCUUAUGUUCCAUCCAUCGACAUGUUUGGUGAAAAAUAUGAUGGAGAUGAAAUUACACUUUAUUAGCAACAAGUUGUAGUUGUCUAGCUAUGGCUUGGUGGGAAUGCAAUGUUAAUUGGCUUUGUGCUUGGAAAGAUGUGGAAAACCCUCAAAAAGUUUGUUUA
This is a messenger RNA of Diospyros lotus (date-plum), 730 nucleotides long. Its product is annotated as pathogenesis-related protein 1A-like. The record is from RefSeq and is a predicted model, not a curated record. NCBI's taxonomy places the organism in Eukaryota, Viridiplantae, Streptophyta, Magnoliopsida, Ericales, Ebenaceae. Bases 58 to 552 code for a protein of 164 amino acids. The transcript has a single exon. Gene Ontology annotation, cellular component: extracellular region.